Sphenostylis stenocarpa is the source of this 1023-nucleotide messenger RNA. NCBI's taxonomy places the organism in Eukaryota, Viridiplantae, Streptophyta, Magnoliopsida, Fabales, Fabaceae. The record is from the annotation of a GenBank genome assembly.
AUGGAAGAGAGUAUCCUAUGCAAACACACAGUACAUCACAGCGUCACCAAGAAGCUCCUCUCAUCCAAAAAAUCUCAAUCCAAUUCCACCUCAGAGCGCAGAAUAGUCCGGAUAUCAUACACUGAUCCAGACGCCACCGACUCCUCCGGCGACGACGAAGCCUUCCCCUUCGUCCGCCAAAGAAUCAAGAGCUACGUCAACCAGAUUGAGAUAGAAACAGCUACUGCCGCCGUCACUACCAACAUCCCUUCCAAUGCUCGCAAGAGGGCUGCAGCCGAGCCAUGCCGCCGCCCAGUCAAGCUCCAUGCCGGCAAGAAGUUCCGUGGCGUCCGCCAGAGACCGUGGGGGAAAUGGGCCGCGGAGAUUCGAGAUCCGGCAAGAAGGGUGCGUCUCUGGUUGGGAACCUACGACACUGCAGAAGAAGCCGCCAUGGUCUACGACAAUGCUGCUAUUAGGCUUCGCGGCCCUGACGCCUUGACAAACUUUGGAACACCGCCGCAAAUAGAACCUCAACAGUCUGCGGCGGCAGAGGUUCAGGAAAUGAAGGUCGCAGUGACGGAAGAAAACUCUGGGUCUGGGUACGACUCCGGAGAGGAUCAUUGCCACCACAACCUCUCCUCUCCCACUUCGGUGCUCCACUUCCGAAGCAACUCAAGCGAAGAAAAUUCUGAGAAAACAGAAGAAGUGUUCAGAGAGUGUCAAGGUGAGACUGAAACGAGUCUGUUCGACGAAACGGGAGAGUUUUUGGCACUGGACAACAUGCCUGCGUGGGAUGACGUGUUCAAUUUUGAAACCCCCGAGUACCCUCUUCUGUUUGAAGAAGAGCAUGGAUUACACGAGCCCCAGAUGUUGGGCGAAAUGAUGGCGUUUUCCUCGGACGAAGGUUUCAGUGACAGUGGUAGUAUUUUGCUUGCUGAUUCGCUCAUAGACUUCGACAAAGCGUGUCCUCCAUCUACCCUCUGCCAAGUGGACGAUUACUUCCAAGACAUUUUGUUAGGUUCUGAUCCUCUCGUUCUGCUCUGA